CCCUCAUGUGGGCUCCUGGGGGAACCCUGAGCAGACCCAGGCCUGGGGCUGGACUGCGAGAAGACAGGCAGAGGGGUCCCUGCACCUCCGAAGCCGGGCGCUGCAGGAUGCGGAUCCUAGGAGCCGUCAAGGCUUGAGACAGGAGCUUCUUCCGGAAGAGCGAAGUGGCAGGUGCAGAGGACAAUUCUCUCCUGAGGUGACCCGGAAGGCCUGCGCCGCAGGUGGCAGGUAGGGGUGGGAUGGAGCAGGCCUUGGCUCUGUCAGUUACGGUCCGGUCCGUCUUUCCCAGCCCUUUGGUACUUUCGCCCCAUUUGGCAGAUGGGGUGACGGAGGCCCCUGGCCAUGUGUCGCUCUGAAAGCUGGAGCGGGACUGAGCCCAGACCCCGACCCCACAGGAUUCUCUAUCUUCAUUUCUGGGCAUGCCAAAGCCAAGACCUUGAGGCUCCCCCACCUGGCGUCCCACGUCCCUCCUGGGAGCUGGAGUCGCAGCCCGGAGCCCCCAGCCUCAACCCCCGGCCGCCGAGAUGCUGCGGCAGUGGUCGGUGCAGUCGGGACAGGGCCCCGGGGGGCCGGAACUUGAGCCGGCCGCGGAGGGGCUGUGGGAGUCCGAGAUGGAGCGGCUGUGCGCCUCCCGCGCGGCCGUGCGCACGCUGCCCUACGCCAUGGCCGACAAGCGCUUCAUCCGGCAGCUGCGGGAGCCCGAGGGGGUGAAGACUUCAUGCUGGCAGUCGUGGCAGCGCAGGCGGCAGAUGGCAGGACGGCGCCUGGGGGAGGCAGCACAGCGGCUGGCCCGGGGCUGUGGGCUCUGGGAGGGGUCUCUCUACGAGAUCGGGGGCCUCUUUGGCACUGGAAUCCAGUCCUACUUCACCUUCCUUCGCUUCCUGCUGCUGCUCAACCUGCUGACGGUGCUGGUCACGGCCGGCUUCGUGCUGCUGCCCCUGGCCUGGCUCCACCCCCCUGACCCAGGCCCCGCCAUGAACUUGACCCUCCAGUGCCCCAGCAGCCACCAGCCCCAGACUGGUGUCCCGAAGUUCCACAAUCAACUUUGGAAUGUUUUAACUGGCAGGGCCUUCAGCAACACCUAUCUCUUCUAUGGCGCCUACCGGGUGGGGCCCGAGAGCAGCUCGGCGUACAGCAUCCGCCUGGCCUACCUCCUCAGCCCACUGGCCUGCCUGCUCCUCUGCUUCUGCGGGACCCUGCGGCGGAUGGUGAAGGGGCUGCCGCAGAAGCCACUCCUGGAUGGGGACUACAGGGUGCCUCUCAGCUCCAAGGUCUUCUCCUCCUGGGACUUCUGCAUCCAGGUGCAGGAAGCGGCCACCAUCAAGAAGCAUGCGAUCAGCAACGAGUUCAAGAUGGAGCUGGAGGAGAGCCAUCGCUUCCAGCUGGUGCAGCAGCAGUCCCCAGCCCAGAGGGCCUGCCACCUGCUCAGCUACCUGCGGGUCAACAUCCUCAUUGGGCUCCUGGUGGUUGGGGCCAUCAGUGCCAUCUUCUGGGCCACCAAGUACUCUCAGGACAACAAGGAGGAGUCCCUGUUUGUGCUGCUCCAGUACCUGCCCCCUGGCGUCAUCGCCCUGGUCAACUUUCUGGGUCCCCUGUUGUUCGUGUUCUUGGUCCAGCUGGAGAAUUAUUCUCCUAACACCGAGGUCAACCUCAUCCUUAUCUGGUGCGUGGUGCUGAAGUUGGCCAGCCUGGGGAUGUUCUCCUUCUCGCUGGGUCAGACGGUGCUGUGUAUCGGCAGAAACAAGACCAGCUGUGAGCCCUACGGCUACAACGCCUGUGACUACCAGUGCUGGGAGAACUCUGUGGGGCAGGAACUGUACAAGCUGAGCACCUUCAACUUCCUCCUCACCGUGGCCUUCGCCUUCCUGGUCAGCCUGCCUCGGAGGCUGCUGGUGGAGCGGUUCUCGGGUCGCUUCUGGACCUGGCUGGACCGGGAGGAGUUCCUGGUCCCCAAGAACGUGCUGGACAUCGUGGCGGCGCAGACAGUCACCUGGAUGGGCCUCUUCUACUGCCCCCUGCUGCCCUUGCUGAACAGCAUCUUCAUCUUCCUCACCUUCUACAUCAAGAAGUACACCCUCCUGAGGAACUCCAGGGCGUCUCGGCGCCUCUUCCGGGCCUCCAGCUCCACCUUCUUCUUCCAGCUGGUGCUGCUCCUGGGCCUGCUCCUGGCAGUGGUGCCCCUGGGCUAUGUGGUCACCAGCAUCCACUCCUCCUGGGACUGCGGCCUCUUCACCAACUACUCGGCCCCCUGGCAGGUGGUCCCAGAGCUGGUGGCCCUCCGGCUCCCGCCCCCUGGCCAGCGUGCCCUCCACUACCUCAGUUCCCACGCCUUCAGCUUUCCUCUCCUCCUCACGCUCAGCCUCGUCCUGACCGUGUGCGUCUCCCAGUCCCAGGCCAACGCCAGGGCCAUCCGCGGGCUCCGGAAGCAGCUGCUGUGGCAGGUCCAGGAGAAGUGGCACCUGGUGGAGGACCUGUCGCGGCUGCUGCGGGAGCUGGACCCGGGCGAAUAUCCGUGCCCCGAGUCCCCUCACUCCCGAGCCUCGCACCGACGGCCCUUCUGCCCCGGAUUCCCAUGCCCUGGCUCCCCGGGCCCCAGGCCCCCCUGGCCGGGACCCUCCCUCGCCGAUCCUGGGCUGCGCUCCCCGGGCCCUGGAUCACGGUCCUCCGAGACCCGCCCGCAGGUUCCGCCUCCCCAGUGGCAUGGAGCUGCAGCACCCUAACCCUGCCUAACCCUAACCCUGCCUCCACCCACCGCCUC
Messenger RNA from Propithecus coquereli (Coquerel's sifaka), 2758 nucleotides. It is a transcript of the gene TMC8, whose product is annotated as transmembrane channel-like 8. Gene Ontology annotation, molecular function: mechanosensitive monoatomic ion channel activity. The transcript has 15 exons. Lineage: Eukaryota; Metazoa; Chordata; Mammalia; Primates; Indriidae. The coding region runs from base 525 to 2720 and encodes 731 amino acids. Gene Ontology annotation, cellular component: plasma membrane. The record is from RefSeq and is a predicted model, not a curated record.